AUGUCCUUUGCUCACCAACUCACCAGAUUGUCCAACCCAAGGGUGCUCUUUCCCUUCGUGGCCGCUGUCGGCUCUGUCGGCUUGGCCUACCACUACUCCACCCGUCUGUCGUUCAUCGCCAACGAAACCGCCAAAGCGUUCUCCAACAGCGACGAGUGGAUUGACUUGAAGUUGGCCAAGUCCUACGACGUUUCCCACGACUCCAAGGUCCUUGUGUUCCACUUGCCUGAAAAGGACCACGUCUCUGGCUUGGUCACUGCCUCGUGCGUGUUGACCAAGUUCGUCACCCCCAAGGGUAACAACGUCAUCCGUCCAUACACCCCUAUUUCCGAUGUUGACCAGAAGGGUACCAUUGAGUUUGUGAUCAAGAAGUACGAGGGCGGAAAGAUGUCCACCUACACCCACGACUUGAAGGAGAACGACACCCUUUCGUUCAAGGGUCCUAUUGUCAAGUGGAAGUGGGAACCAAACCAAUACAAGGAAAUCGCCUUGAUUGGCGGAGGCAGUGGUAUCACUCCUUUGUACCAAUUGGUCCACCAGAUCAGCAAGAACCCUGAAGACAAGACUAAAGUCCAAUUGUUCUACGGCUCCCAAACCGAAGAAGACAUCUUGAUCAAGGAGGAAUUAGACGCUCUUGUUAAGAAGAACCCCGAACAAAUCAAGAUCCACUACUUCGUUGACAAGGCCUCCGAUAAGUGGGAAGGCAACACCGGCUAUGUCACCAAGGAGUUCUUGGAAGCCAACUUGCCUGGUCCAUCUAAGGACUCCAAGAUCUUUGUCUGUGGCCCACCAGCCUUGUACAAGUCUGUUUCUGGUCCUAAGGUCUCCCCAACCGACCAGGGUGAAGUCACCGGCGCUUUGGCUGACUUGGGCUACACCAAGGAGCACGUAUACAAGUUCUAG
This is a messenger RNA of Suhomyces tanzawaensis NRRL Y-17324, 903 nucleotides long. RefSeq names its product cytochrome-b5 reductase (gene MCR1). Gene Ontology annotation, biological process: ergosterol biosynthetic process. The coding region runs from base 1 to 903 and encodes 300 amino acids. Gene Ontology annotation, molecular function: cytochrome-b5 reductase activity, acting on NAD(P)H. Lineage: Eukaryota; Fungi; Ascomycota; Pichiomycetes; Serinales; Debaryomycetaceae. The record is from RefSeq and is a predicted model, not a curated record. The transcript has a single exon.